AUGUCUAAGGAAGAUUACGUUAUCAAGCCAGAAUCAGUAUCACCAUCAAAUGAUACUUCUGAAUGGCCAUUAUUAUUGAAAAAUUAUGAUAAAUUACUCGUUAGAUCAGGUCAUUAUACUCCUAUUCCUGCUGGGUCAGCUCCAUUAAAUAGAGAUAUUAGAUCAUAUAUUCAAUCAGGUGUUAUAAAUUUAGAUAAACCAUCUAAUCCAUCAUCUCAUGAAGUUGUUGCUUGGAUUAAAAGAAUUUUAAGAGUUGAAAAAACUGGUCAUUCUGGUACUUUAGAUCCUAAAGUUACUGGUUGUUUAAUUGUUUGUAUUGAUAGAGCUACUAGAUUAGUUAAAUCCCAACAAGGUGCUGGUAAAGAGUAUGUUUGUAUUGUUAGAUUACAUGAUAAAUUGGCCGAUGAUAAAGAAUUAAACCGUGCUUUGGAAAAUUUAACUGGUGCUUUAUUCCAAAGACCUCCUUUAAUUUCUGCUGUUAAAAGACAAUUGAGAGUUAGAACUGUUUAUGAUUCUAAUUUAAUUGAAUUUGAUAACAAAAGAGGUCUUGGUGUCUUUUGGGCUUCUUGUGAAGCUGGUACUUAUAUGAGAACUUUAUGUGUUCAUUUAGGUAUGUUGUUGGGUGUUGGUGGUCAUAUGCAAGAAUUGCGUCGUGUUAGAUCUGGUGCCAUGAGUGAAAAUGAUAAUAUGGUUACUUUACAUGAUGUUUUAGAUGCUCAAUAUGUUUAUGAUAACACUAGAGAUGAAUCUUAUUUAAGAAAAAUCAUUCAACCUUUGGAAACUUUAUUAGUUGGUUAUAAAAGAGUUGUUGUUAAAGAUUCAGCUGUUAAUUCAGUUUGUUAUGGUGCUAAAUUAAUGAUUCCAGGUUUAUUAAGAUAUGAAGAAGGUAUUGAAUUAUACGAUGAAGUUGUUUUGAUGACUACUAAAGGUGAAGCCAUUGCCAUUGGUAUUGCUCAAAUGUCAACUGUUGAUUUACAAUCUUGUGAUCAUGGUGUUGUUGCUAAAGUUAAGAGAUGUAUUAUGGAAAGAGACACUUAUCCAAGAAGAUGGGGUUUGGGUCCAAUUGCUCAAAAGAAGAAACAAUUGAAAGCUGAUGGUAAAUUGGAUAAAUAUGGUAGAGUUAAUGAAAACACUCCUGAAAAUUGGAAGAAAGAAUAUAAAGAUCUUGAUGAUGUUCCACCUCCACCAGUUCCAGAAGAUAAAUUGGCUGCUCCUGAACUUCAAGCACCAAAGAAAUCUACUUUAAUUGAAGAAGUUGAUACCACCACCACCACUACUACUGAAGAUAAAGAUGGUGAAAAGAAGGAAAAGAAAGAAAAGAAAGACAAGAAGGAAAAGAAAGAAAAGAAGGAUAAAAAGGAAAAGAAGGAAAAGAAAGAAAAAAAGAGAAAAUCUGAAGAUGGUGAAGAAACCCCAAAGAAAAAGAAAUCUAAAAAGGAUUAG
Candida tropicalis MYA-3404 is the source of this 1443-nucleotide messenger RNA. Its product is annotated as pseudouridine synthase. NCBI's taxonomy places the organism in Eukaryota, Fungi, Ascomycota, Pichiomycetes, Serinales, Debaryomycetaceae. The transcript has a single exon. Bases 1 to 1443 code for a protein of 480 amino acids. Gene Ontology annotation, molecular function: RNA binding; pseudouridine synthase activity. Gene Ontology annotation, biological process: mRNA pseudouridine synthesis; rRNA pseudouridine synthesis; snRNA pseudouridine synthesis. Gene Ontology annotation, cellular component: box H/ACA snoRNP complex. The record is from RefSeq and is a predicted model, not a curated record.